CGGCGUUUCCUUCCGGGGCGCGGCCCGCGCUGGCGCGUUUCGGUUCCGGGCCGGCGCUGCGGGCCCUUCCCACCCCCGGCAGGGGAAGGGGGCAGCAAGUUUUCUUCUAUUACAUCAGAAGAAAAGAAAAGAAGGCAGCACCCCCAUUUUCUUCCCACUGCAUGUAACUCACAGCCCUCUAGUAGAGUUGUGCUGCAGCUGGGACAGCCAUGGAGAAGAGUGGAAACAUUCAGCUGGAGAUUCCUAACUUCAGUAACUCUGUCCUGAGCCACCUGAACCAGCUGCGCAUGCAGGGGCGGCUGUGUGACAUUGUGGUCAACGUGCAGGGCCAGGCUUUCCGUGCGCACAAGGUGGUGCUGGCUGCCAGCUCACCCUACUUCCGUGACCACAUGUCCCUGAACGAGAUGAGCACCGUGUCCAUCUCUGUCAUCAAGAACCCUUCUGUUUUCGAGCAGCUCCUCUCCUUCUGCUACACUGGCAGGAUAUGUCUGCAGCUGGCUGACAUCAUCAGUUACCUGACAGCUGCCAGUUUCUUGCAGAUGCAGCACAUCAUAGACAAAUGCACGCAGAUACUCGAGGGGAUUCAUUUCAAAAUUAAUGUGGCGGAGGUGGAAGCGGAGUUGAGCCAGACCAGGACGAAGCAUCAGGAGAGACCGCCCGAGUCUCACCGGGCAACGCCGAAUCUGAACCGUUCCCUGAGCCCACGUCACAACACGCCCAAGGGGAGCCGCCUGGGCCAGGUCAGCACAGUGCUGGACAUUCGGGAGCUAAGCCCGCCCGAGGAGUCCACCAGCCCCCAAAUCAUCGAGCAGAGUUCCGAUGUGGAAGGCAGGGAGCCCAUCCUGAGGAUUAACAGGGCAGGACAGUGGUACGUGGAGACGGGCAUGGGAGAGCGCGGGGCACAGAACGACGAGGAAGUGCGGGUGCUGGGAGGAGUGCGCAUUAAGACGGAGAACCUGGAGGAGUGGCUGGGGACAGAGCACCAGCCCUCGGGAGAAGAUGGGAGCAGCGCUGAGGAGGUCACGGCCAUGGUGAUUGACACCACGGGCCACGGAUCGCUGGGCCAGGAGGCUUUUGCCUUAGGCUCCUCUGGAGCCAAAGUGGUCAGGCCAACCAGCAGUGAGAUCGACAGAUUCAGCCCUUCUGGCAGCAUGGUUGCUGUGACUGAGCGGUACAGAUCAAAAAGUGAAUCUCCUGGGCGGAUGGAUGAGCCUAAGCAGCCCAGUUCCCAGGGGGAGGAAUCAGCCAUGCUGGGAGUGAGCGGUUACGUGGAAUAUCUGCGGGAGCAGGAGGUUUCAGAGCGCUGGUUCCGGUACAACCCACGGCUCACGUGUAUUUACUGCGCCAAAUCCUUCAACCAGAAGGGCAGCCUGGACCGGCACAUGCGGCUCCACAUGGGCAUCACGCCUUUCGUGUGCCGCAUGUGUGGCAAGAAGUACACCCGCAAGGAUCAGCUGGAGUAUCACAUCCGCAAGCACACGGGCAACAAGCCCUUCCACUGCCACGUUUGCGGCAAAAGCUUCCCUUUCCAGGCCAUCCUCAACCAGCACUUUCGUAAGAACCACCCCGGCUGUUUGCCCCUGGAAGGGCCCCACAGCAUCUCCCCUGAGACCACCGUCACGUCCCGGGGGCAGGCAGAGGAGGAAUCUCCUCCGCAGGAAGAGCCCGUGGCAGUGGGGGAGACGGCACAGGGAUCUGUGUCCACGACCGGGCCGGAUUGAAGCGCGGCUGGGGAGUCCCAGCAGAAAGGACCGUCUUCCCAUUCCUGGCUCUGAAGAGUCAGCACCGACCCGGCAGGCUGGUACUGUAAUUAGUGCAAUGCCACCACUGAACAGAAAGAAGCUCCCAAGAUGUUGCCAAAAUAGAAGAAUUUCUCUCUUUCUCUCUCUUCCUCUCACACACCCACACACACACCCAUAGAGUGUUAAAUGUUUUUCUCCCUUAUUCUUCCUCCUCUUGGAGAAAAACAGAACAACUGUGUCAAUCAACUUCUUAUUCAGGGAUCGACAGGAUUUUAAAUUUUUUUACUGUUCUGUAGUGAUCUGGGACAAGCAGUCAUUUGUAUUUCUGGACAGCGCUGUGGCCCAGCAGGGUGUCCCGCCGGCAGUGCCGGAUCCAGCCACAGAGCCAUAUCCACUGCUCCCACUCGAGGGGAGAGCAGGGGCAAGGGGCGUUGCCUUUCUCCCUUCCCCAGGUAUUGCCACAGCAAAGAAAACAAAAAUAAUGUCCUGGUGGAGCCUGCCUUGCCCGAGUGUAUUUAUCCCUGUCUUAUUUUUGGUGUGUUUCUUUACUUUUUUAUUUAAAGUGUAAUUUUAGGGCUUUGGGCUUGCCCGUUCCAGGCAUGCAGGCCUGGUGCCCCUUGUUAAAGUGGGCACAGCUAAAAGUGGUAUUCCAAAGGGCAGCAAAGUGUGAAGGAAGUAUUUCAGCGACUGAGAGUGGAAUUUAGCAGCUGUGAGGUUUGCAUGAGACUCUGAUGCAUUGGGAGAAGGGCUGGAGGGGUCUUCCAGAGGAGGUUGUCCUCUGCUGGUGCUGAUCUGGGGAGCUCAGAGCACUCUGAGGUCCUGGCUGGAGAGCUGCCAUGCUUCAGGCAUUGCCAAGGAUUAGGAAGAGAUUUUCUGGAGUUGCUGAAUCUGGGAGUUAGAGGCUGGCUACCAAAGUCCUCUUUCACCCCUGCUCCCCCCUCGACACACACUUGAUCUUUUAGAACAGCAAUAUGGGAUAUGGGAAUACUGCAGUGCUGUUGUCACAGCCGAGCAAUCGCAGGUGGUUGCUUUUAAACCUGUUUCUACAAACUAGUUUGAUAACUUUUUUAUCAAUGAAAUGCAAAAAGAAAAGAGAACCCUUCUCUAUUUCCUUAUAACAGUUCAGGAGACUUAAAAGUGAAUGGUUCCUAGAGCAAUCACAACUCUGUCCCCUUGCAUGGACUUAACAUUUUUGUAUUCUGAGUAGCUCUGAUGUUUAGAGCAAAUUUAGCAAACCUGGAGAGACAUGCCUGCGUGUGUAUUGUAGGUGUUUGCACGGGCUUACGUGGUUCAUAACCAGAAAAGCAUGGGACAGGCAGAAAAGUGCACAUAUCCUGACAACUUUCUUUAAAAAAAUAUGCAAUAUUUUAAGAGUUUUCUCUAGUUCUGAUGCCAAGUUGUUCAUGAUGAAGGGGGGGAAUGAACGACAGGUUGUGCUUAUCAGGUUUGGUGAAGGAGUUCUCUUGAGGAUGUAUAAUGUGUAUAUGAUAAGGAAGGGUGAAGUUCUGAACCUAAAGGUGAUGGGAGGAACAAAGAGACAUUGGAAAAGAAAUACACUUCAUCUUGCUUCAGUAAGAAAGCUGGAUGAGUGGUUAGAGUGGGGGCUUAGCUGGCAGGAGACUGACCAAGUGACAAUAAAGCUUGACUGCUCUCUGACUGCAGUUUUGGGCACAUGGAAACAUCUCCAGCCCUUGCUUUCCCUGUCUGCAAAUUGGUACUCGGGAUCGUUUUCCUGCCCCUUUGGAGGGAAUAAUUUGGAGAAGGGUGAUGUAUUCUUGCCUUGCUUUAUAGAUUUUUUUUAUAUGUGAGGGGUCUCACUGUUCCUCCCAUCUCUCUCUCAAAAAGUGAUGUGGCUCUAAUGUGUUUUUGUGUGUGGAAAGGGCUCGGUGCCAGUAUCGUGCAUAACAGGGAUGUGAUCCUACAAGAGGAACCUUUGCAGGUGUUCUGAGCUGGGCACCUGCAAAGUACCAUUUCAUUGACCAUUUCAACCAGGAAAACUGAUAUUUCACCUCCGUUUUCCUUCUGUGCCUUCUUCCUCCUCUCCUGUCAAGGGCAUCCAUCACACAGGGAGUGAUUUGGCCACCCAAACAACCAGCUCCGUCAGGUUUCCUGGCAAAGGUCAAACAUCAUGGUACCAAAACAGUGAGGUUGCCAGAGAGCAGUGGCAUGAGAGCAGAGGAUGAGGUGAGAGGAUGGCCAAGGUAGGUUUUGUUGCAAUCAAGGUGCAGGGAGAAGUGGAGAUGUGCUGCUUUAGUCAUAGCUUUUGAAGUUACCAAAAAUGAAAAAAAAAAAAAAAAGUUAAAAACUUUGAAAUCCUAUCCUGUUCACACUAGAGAGCAUAAAAAGUUACUUUAGUUGCUUAAAAGAUUUUUAAGUGUUUUAAAAUAGAAAUUUUAAAAGAAUACUACCAAACUAUAAAAGCAUAAAAUUAUUUAUAUACAUAUAUUAUAUAAAAAUAUAGUGGGAAAGUUUCCCUGCUAAGCUUGCUGUGAAGAGAAGGGUGAAGGUGCAGUAACUGCUACACAAGCAACAUUUUUCUGAGACAGAUGGCAACCGUAGUGAAGAAGGGCUGACAUAAAAUGGUGAAUGCCUUUGUUCCCGUGGCAUAGCUGUGAGUUUCUUGAGCAGGUUUUUAUUUUACUGUAUCAAUACUGUGAACGGAGGAGCAUCCAAACAGUACUGGAUGCCAACAGUGCAUCCUGUUUGCUGAUUCACUACUUCAAGUGGCCUGGUGAAAACCAUGAAAUUAGUCCUUCAUACCUUACUAGGCUGAAAACAAAGCUUGUGAAAGGUUUUUAUUUUUUCUUCCUUUAUGUUUGCUUUUCUUUUUUGUUUUUGGGUUUGUUUUUUGUUGGUUUGUUUUUUUUUUUUGUGCAGAGGUUGCCACUGUAUAAAUGAUCAUUUCUGAUUGCAUGCAAAAGAGCCAAUAUUCUUGCCCAGGCCUCGCUGAGGUGAAGUUUAUAGCUUGUAGCUAGAGUCAGUAUAAGGUAUGGUAGUGGGAAUCAUUUUGAUAUUAUUUCUGUACUUUUAAUGGAUGUGUAUGUAUGUGUGGGAAUCAUGAUGUCUAAUAUUUCUUGAACAGUGCUGAAACCAGUUCAGGCCCAUCUGCACUGGACAGUGGAACCAGUUUGGAAGGAAUCAUUAAAUGUUUCUUUCAGUGGUUGACUUCCUGAGUGCAGAUGAGACCAAGGUUUGAGAAAAAAGGGGUUGGAGGUCGUAUACGGUAUGGAAAAACCUCAUGUGAAUUUUCUGGCAGUGGUGUAGCUACUUUGAGGUGCUUUCCCUAGCAGAAUGACACUGUGUCCUGUUGCCUCUGCGUUGGUGUGGCUCUUCACGGUUGCACCAAAGCUGUGGAGAAUCAGAUGCCAACUUUCCAAGUGUGAAUGCUUCUGUGAUGGGUUGAGGCACAGCUUUGCAUUCCCACGUCUGGCUGCAUCUUGUUCUGCCAAAACUGUGAUUUCAACUGUGAUUUAAGGAGGAUGUGAAGAGAACUCUCGUGUUUUAAUACCUCUGUACGUAACAUUUUGUCUGCUUUAGAGUUAGGGCUUACUAACCCAUUUGUUUUCUUGCCUCGGGCAACACGGAGAACACACUCUGGUUUUACAGUUUGCUUUCUUGGAGGUGGGCUUAUUUCUUAGUUCUUUGCUGUCAAAGAGCUCACCUCCCAAAUGUGAAGAGUUGUGGUUAUCUCCUUAAGCCUGCAGCAAGCCCUGGUGCCAAGUGUCAGCCAAGUGACAUGAUGGUUGCUGCAGCUGUUCCCUGCUGCUGCCACGUUCCCUGUGAAUAGCUGUGAAAAUAGCAAGAUUUGUGUUAAUACUGUGUUGCUGCUUUGGAGAAAAGCUAAACCUCUUCGUCUCAGGAGGAUGACUGAUGUAAAGCUGGGAAAAGGAGAAGGCCAAAAUGCAAUGAGAGGAUGUGAAAACAAAUUGUGCUUUGUAUUUCCAGCAGCUAGAGAGGGAUGAAUGAGAGGCUUUAUGAAAUGUGAAUUUGUUACAGGAGGCUGAGAACAACAUGCUUAGAGCUAACUUAGUAAGAUCCAGGGAUAGCCUGGUGAGAACCAGAGCAGCUGGUGCAAAUGGGCAGUCCCUCCUUGUCCUCUCAGCAUUAUCCACCAUCAGGUUCAGUCCUUGGACUUUCCUACAUCUUCUCUACAAUAUUCUCAAGCUGUGAUCUGUAUAGUUUAACUUUAGUUUGGGUGCUGGGAAGAACAGAAAGCAUGUUGUGUCUCUGCUGCUGUUUUAAACCCAGAGAGGUCAGCAGCAACUGACCCCGUUCCCAUGUGACAGCUAUCCAGAGCUGGAAUAGCAUUGGGAAUGAGCUGUAGCCCUGCUGAAAAGCAUUGUGGGGCUGGCUCAGCAGAGAGGGCAUGGAGCCAGGAUUUGAGCUCUCUGUGAGCUCAAGUUUGAAAUACAUGGACAGGACAGCUCUCCCUGCUUGUCCUGCUCUCAUUUUGUGACAGCUCCGUGGCUGUGUUUCCAUCCCACACCUCUGCAACAGGAAUGUCACUUAAUGAGAUGCCCAUUUCAGGAAGUGAUUCCAAGCAGUCUGGUUUUGGAGUAGAGUCCUUGGCACUUUGGGUGAUUCAGCCCCUAACAAGGCCUUUGCAAGAACAGAGCUGUAGCUUUUAUUUGCUGCUGACUUCAUCUCUCCUGUAGAGUCCAACAUAUAAAUAAGAAGACAGCUGCAAAGGUAGCAUUGAUUUGGGUGGAAGGUGUCCUGGGAGGCAGAUAGCAUUGUGCAUCUUGAAAACCAACAAAAACCAGCACUUAAAAUUAUUUAAACUUUUCCAAACUCUCGUCUUUGAUCUGUGACAUGCCUGCCAAUUUAGCCUUGCCAGCAUCCAAAUGGUUCUGCAGAUUAGUGACAUCAAAUGCUGUUCAGGCUCUGCUGGAAAUAUUUUGGGGAUGGGAAAAGUCCCUGCUCAUGGCAGGACAGUUGGACUGGAUGACCUCUAAAGGUCCCUUCCAACCCAUACUAUUCUAUAAGUCAAGAAGGUAUAAUUCAAGGAGACUUUUUGCCAAGGUCUGGGCUCUGAGUUUUCCCUGGGAGCUGAGCCUGUGGCCAGGACUGCAGUUGGAAAGUCUGGCAUCCACUGCCAUAGCAGAAUAAUUGGGAGCAUUGAUUCUGUCACAAGGUGAGAACCACGCACAGAGUUUUGAUAGCUGCAGUUAAAAGGCCCAAAGAGGAGCUCAGAAUCCUUAUUUUAAUCACUGUCAUUCAAGAGCUCAGAAUCCUUAUUUUAAUCACUGUCAUUCAAAGGAUUUUUUAAUGUAAAAUACAAAUAUACCUGUGUAUGUAUAUAUAUAUAUAUUUGUAACCAAAUGGAAGUUAGAACUAUGCAAACCAUACUGGCUGCUUUUUGAAACUAAACUAAAGUCUACUGGAACAUUUUGGAAUUGAGUAGAUUUGGAGUAGACUUGUUGUAGGGUUUUUGUUUUGUUUCAUUUUAUAACCAGUAAAAUGCAGCAGACUAAAGUUUUGCUGCAGUUAGUCUUACUAGAAAUUUAGGUUAUUCCUAACCUGGAACCCUCUUAAAUGGGUUAUAAAAUUAUCUAAGAGUCCUGCCAUCUCUAAAAUAUUUCCAUCUGCUGAAAGGCUUUGGCUUGGCAAACAUAGAAAAACACAGAGGCUGGGAAUUAGAAGAGAUUGAGUGUGAUGUUUGGGCUGAUGGAAUCAAGGAAAGACUGGGAGCAUGUUCUUUUGGAUGUGGGAUUGAGUUGGUUUCAAGGAAUCUUCCUACUUGGGAAAAUGUUCAUUACUGAGAUGGAGGCAGUGAUCAGGGCAUCCCUGGGAUGAAUUCUGGUUUUGAUGGAGGUAUUGGAAAGCUUCCUGCUGAAUCUGAUGGUACUGGAUUUUAGGCUGCUGGGAGAAAUUCCACAUGGUUUCUGCCAUUUCUUUUUUUCAGAUCUGAUCUUUGCUUUUAGGAUUAACUGCGGCGUAUCUUUAACUUUCAGUGACCUUUGACUUUUUAUUCCUGGAACUGUAGACAAUUCAGGUUUCCCAUAACAUUAUCCUCAUCCCAACUGUGAACAAGUUACUACUGCUUCUUAUAAUUUAUUGUCUUUCUGUUCCUGAAUGUCUGUGUGAUCCAGCUGGUUGCCAGCACCACCUUCCAGUGCUUCAUUAGCUUUUAUGCACAGGGAAUUGUUGCAAUGGAUAAGUUGACCAUGCUAGUUGGAAGAGUAGAAGCCUUUGGAGAAAGACUUUUGCUUCCUCUAGCUGUCAUUAGGGAGUGCACACACACAUACUUGUAUAUACAUAUAUAGAAACAAAUAUAAUGUGUUUCAAUAUAAACUCAUUUAGCAUUUUCUUAUUUAAUUUAUAUUUUAAUCUAGUUGCAAACCAAAGUAUUACAGUUUGUGAUGUCUCUUGGAAAUACGAGGAACCUCUUUUAGGUGGGAUUUUUGAAAGGUCUUUGGUGACAAAAACAUGGAUAUGAGUAAGACUUAAGAAUUUGUGCUGCUGGGGAGUUGCAGCCUUGAAAGGAUUUGAAACUUGUUGGGUAAAGUUGGAUGGUGGGGCCUUCUGAAGGUGUUCUUCAUGGUCCUUAAUGGUUUUGUUGUAAAACAAGGAUGUUCUGGCAAAGCAAGAAAUAGAAGUGGAGACAACAGAAAAUCAGACUGUGAUCUGGCACAGCUGGGAGCUGGGGAGGAAGCCACAAAACCAGCCACUGAUGUAUUUAGUGUCUAAUUUAAAGUUUUAGGAAACGAGCCAUUGCUAUUAAGUGAUGUGUAGAAGUGGUUGGGGUUUGUUAAUAACUUCUGUGAAGGCACAUUCUGCUAUCACCAGUGGAAGAAGUAAUGGGUUCAGAGAUAAGAUCUGGCUGAUUUUUCUGUGCCAGGGAGUAAUUACCUUUCUGAGGAAUUAGCAGGUUCUAAGAAUAAAUUCACCUCUAACAUGUCCCACAGGCUUGGCGGUGGCUCUGCUUUCUGUAGGGAAGAGGAAGACAGCUGAAAUAAGAAGAGAGCUUAUCUGUGUUCAGCCCUGGCUGGUGCUGGUGGCACUGGAGCCACACAGGGGGAUGUGUAGAAAGGUGGAACAGCAGCAAAGCAUCAUUGGGAAGAGGUAGUGCAUGUAUCUGGCAUGCCAUGGAUGCUGUGGGCAGGGAAAUGCUGGGUUUAGAACCUGCACAGGGGCAGGAGCAUGCAGGAAAUGCUGCUGCCUUGUGAGACAGGUGUCCAAAGGUGUCUGUCCUGGCACAUGAGAGCUGAGUAGCACCAGUGUUUUCCUUGCUGGAGUUGUGAGUAGUAAAGAAGGAAAAGGGGUCAGUCCCAAAUCUGUGGGGGCAGAUUUGUUGUGAGCAUUUCAAAAACUCCAUUGGGAGGAACUGAAGGGUGGGAAGUAAAGGGUGGAAAGAGCAGUACCAGACUUCAAAGUGCCAUUUUCUGAGUUUUCUAGCAAGUGUUGAAGACUGAAGUUUGUUUUUGUUUCAAUGCUUUCUCCUUUACCUAUGUAAUUUUUCCUAUUUAAACUCCACAGCUCAGGGGAGGGUGCAGAGAAGAUGGAGGACGACCCUUCCUGGAGGCACAUGGUGGAAGGAGGAGCAGCAGUAGGCAGCAGUUUAUUCAAGGGAAAAUCAGGUUAGGUAUGAUAAGGCAUUGCCUCACCAUGAGUACAGUCAAACAGCAUUGGAUCGGGUUGUCCAGAGAGGCUGGGAAAUCUCCAUCAUGGGAGAGUGCAGCCCCCAAGUUCCUGUUUCCAUUAGACUGUGCCAAGCUGUAUUUUUGUUACCUUUUUUUUUAGUUUUAUCAUCUAAAAUGGGCAGCUUUAGUGGCCUUCCUAGUUCAUAUCAGUUAAGCUUUUGAAACAUGUUCAGGUAUUUUUAAAUACUGCUGUGUAAGUUCCUUGUUUAAUCUAACAUAUUCUGAUUUAUUAUUUUACUGCAGUUUUCUAAGGCAGUACUUAAAAAAAAUCAGUGCAUUCAUUUUUUUGCAGACUUUCAGCUUAGUUUUGAUAAUGUACCUAACACCCGUCCCCUCAGAUCUAUGGUGAAAUGGCUGCAUAAUUUUUAUACUGCAGUGAGGUUUAUUUAUUUAAACCUUCCAAUUACCUUUGCAAUACCCAAUACCAUUGGCUAUGAAACUGUGAAACUAAUGAGAAACUAAAAAUGAAGUUGGAUUCAUUUACUGCUGGUCAUGAAAUACAGAAAGUGGCAGUAUAAAAAUAUAGAUACAGUUGGAAUUAGUUACUCAAAUCACAGAACCACAGAAUGGUUUGGGUUGGAAGGGACCUUAAAGCUUAUCAUAUUCCAACCCUCUUCCCACGGGCAGGGAUGUCUUCUGCUAGAAUUCCAAUAGAAAUUACUGAGUCUGGGGUGGAGGGAGGCAUCACAAAACUAGUCUGAAAGAAACAGAUUUUAAUUUGAUGAUGCCAAUUAAUUGGUUCCCCAUUUGGUCAAGUUUUAAAAGCAGUUUCUCAAGGUUUCCCUGGCUCUGCUCGUUUUCCUACGUGUCUUGGGCAUUGGUUUGAUAAGGGAGUUUGUGCCUCCGAGAGUAUUUUCUGAGAGUUUACAUGUCUAAAGAAACUCUCUGAAUUACUGUGAAGCUUUUCUCGAAUCCAUCCUUGCCUGUGCAGUGGUAACUGAACACAACUCUUGCCUGCAAAGGCCAGUGAGAGGAGGGUGGCAGCUGUGGGUGACACUAACAGGAAGUGGACAGUGCAAUUCUCGGGCUGACAGAUGGGAUUUCGGGAAGGGUCAUGAAGCCCCAGCCCCUCUGUGGCUGUCCCCAGCCUCAGGUCAUUCUUUCAGUGAUGUUUGUUUGCAGAGGCUGUUUGCAGGGCUGCCUGGAUCCCCACCAGAGAUGCAGGGAAGGAGGGUGUAGUUAGCAUGCAGGCACUUUUCUGAUGUGUUAGAAGAUUUCCUAAGCCAGGGUUGUGCUGUUGGGGGAAGCAUCCCAGGUAGGAUUGAGAGCAGAAUUUUGUCAUAACCUUUGCUUAAGACUAAUUCCUUGGGCUCCCCUAAGGCACUGGCCUGGGCAGAAAGCUGGCCCCAGACAGCUUCCAGGGCUGUGUUGUCACGGGACGUGUGCUGCAAAGGAAUAUUGGGAAGGGAGAGAGGAGUGGUGUUGUUCAAAUGAGGCAUGGUUCUUUUGUGUUGGUGGGUAACAUGGCUGACAUUUAGAACAGCAAGAGCAAUCCUAGGUGGCAAAACAGAUUUUUCUGAGUAAGGUCUUUCAGAAGCUGAAUGAGGAGGAGAAUAACAUGCACCUGUGUGUUCUUGCAGUAACAUAUUCCUCACCUCAUGUCCCACACUUGCAGGGAGAAUUAGGGAAGGAUGAGAAGACUGGAUCAGAUGUUAAUUCAUGGAAAUGGAAGCAAGGUAUUCAAAGCACUGCUUUAGUGUGAAAAGGGAAGGGAAUGAAUGCAGUUUUCCCAAGCCUCUAGUGUGUUAAACACUAACUGAAGCUCCCAUGAGCUGUGGCCCCAUUGUCCCCAGAGCUCCCCUCGUUUCCCUGGUGUCCCCCCACCUUUCCUGCACAACACUGUGAAUAUGAUAUCUGUAGCUCUUUUUAAAACUUUGGUUUUUCCAUUAAAACUGCUCAGAGCAGGAAAUGCUGUCCUACUGCAGGAGCAGACGGGAUGUGACCCCCAAACAGGGCAGGGAUAGCCGAGUUGUGGGAGAGAAAAUUUUGAAAGUUAACAAGGGAAGUAGCUUUGUAUAGCAAUUUGCUAAUCAAAUUUCAUCUUGUAACAAACUUAACUGACAAUCAAUUUCUAAAAUACAAAAGCCUCUUAGAGGAAAUAGUCAAGUAUAUCUUCACCAGAAAGAUUUAAGAUUUAACUGGGAUAACUUAAUAAAGAGCACAGGAUUUUUUUUUUUUUUUUUUUUUU
Molecule: messenger RNA, 11573 nt
Organism: Catharus ustulatus (Swainson's thrush)
Lineage: Eukaryota; Metazoa; Chordata; Aves; Passeriformes; Turdidae
Gene: ZBTB37
Product: zinc finger and BTB domain containing 37
Exons: 5
Coding region: 210-1721 (503 amino acids)
Biological process (GO): regulation of transcription by RNA polymerase II
Molecular function (GO): DNA-binding transcription factor activity, RNA polymerase II-specific; protein binding; RNA polymerase II cis-regulatory region sequence-specific DNA binding
Source: RefSeq, a predicted model, not a curated record